Messenger RNA from Brachypodium distachyon (stiff brome), 1875 nucleotides. RefSeq lists its product as uncharacterized. The record is from RefSeq and is a predicted model, not a curated record. The coding region runs from base 165 to 1553 and encodes 462 amino acids. The transcript is spliced from 11 exons. NCBI's taxonomy places the organism in Eukaryota, Viridiplantae, Streptophyta, Magnoliopsida, Poales, Poaceae. Gene Ontology annotation, molecular function: 3'-5'-RNA exonuclease activity; calcium ion binding.
GUAUUAUUCGGUUCAUUCAUCCCUCUCCUCUCCUUUCCGACUCCUCGCAGCCGCCAAAUCGCAAGGGCAGCAGCAAGCAGCGCCACGAGGCCACGCGACCACCGCCUCCUCCUCUCCCUCGUCGUCGCCUCCGGCCGAUUCCCUCAGCUCCCCCUGCCAUCGCAAUGACGAAGAAGCAGCGUCGGGAGGCCAGCGCGAGGCGGCAGCAGCAGCAGGGCCGGCAACGGAGGCGGCCGCCGGCUCUGCUGCAGGCGCGCGAUGAGCGCUCCGUCUCCUGCACCACGUUCAACAUCCUGGCGCCGAUCUACAAGCGCAUGGACUCUGAGAAUUGCAGGGAGAGCCAGAACAGGGCCAACUGGUUUAGCAGGAAUGAGAAGAUCAUCGACCGCCUCCUCGCCGAUCGCUCCUCCAUCAUCUGCCUUCAGGAGGUGUGGCUGGGGAACGAUGAGCUGGUGAACAUGUACGAGAAGCGGCUUGGUGAGGCGAAUUAUAUGAUGUUCAAGCUUGCCCGCACAAACAAUCGUGGUGACGGUCUUCUGACUGCUGUACAUAGAAACUACUUCCGAGUCUUAAACCACCGGGAGCUGCUUUUUAAUGAUUUUGGAGAUCGAGUUGCUCAGCUGUUGCACGUUGAGUCAGCCAUGCCCUUCUGGCAGAAUCGAAGCAGCAGCUGUGUCCAGCAGCAGAGUCUCAUCGUGAACACCCAUUUGGUUUUCCCUCAUGAUCACAGCCUUUCAAUAGUUCGGCUGAAGCAGGUAUAUAAGAUCCUUCAGUACAUAGAAGCUUACCAGGAAGAGCAUAAACUUGGUCCAAUGCCAAUUAUCCUAUGUGGUGAUUGGAAUGGAAGUAAACGUGGCCAAGUUUACAAAUUCCUUCGUUCGCAAGGUUUUGUUUCCUCAUAUGACACUGCUCAUCAGUAUAGUGACAGCGAAGAAGAUGCACACAAGUGGGUGAGUCAUCGAAAUCAUAGAGGGAACAUCUGUGGAGUUGAUUUUAUAUGGCUUCUAAACCCAGAUAAGUGCAGGAAGCCCCUGAAAAUUAGCUGGAAUGAAGCUGUCUUUGGCAUUAUCAAGUAUCUUCUUCUCCAAGCUGCAUCUCUUUCAGAGACAAAUGCAUUUGCACUUCUCAAGGCUGACACCCCUGAUGAUCAUAUCACAUAUUCAAGCUUCUGCCAGGCACUUUGUCAGUUAGGAAUGGUCCAUCCUGAUCGCGUAAAUUCUGAAGAACUGGAAGAUCUGUGGAAUGAAGCUGACCGAGACAGGGAUGGUGUUGUUGACUACACAGAAUUUCAGCGGUGUAUCUGGAGCCCUAAAUGUUACAGUCAAGAAGAAGAGGAUGAUACUGAAACCGACGUCACUGACGAAAGCAUCGUCACAUUUCAGGCGAACGAUGAGGCCUUUGGCUUCACUGUGAAGGAAGCUGUUCUCUUCCCCCCAGAAGUAGAGAAGGGCAUGUGGCCUGAGAACUACAGCCUCUCAGACCAUGCCCCUCUAACCGUGGUUUUCUCCCCUGUAAGAAUGCCUUGCUCUCCGCGCACUCCUCGGUCUCCCUAGCUAUGAAAUGCCAGUAUAAAGAUAAAAGCCUUGUACAGCCUUUUAGGUAUACAGUCAGAUAUAUACACCAGAGUGAGGUUUAGGUACCCAAAGUAGUAACAUGGGCCAACUGACUUGGGUUGCUGUUGGCCUACCCGUUGAAGGGGCGUGCUGCUGCCUGUUGCUGAACUGUUAUUUUUGUAAGCUUGCCUCCACGUGUUCAUAAAUGUAAAUUUUGCUCUCUUUUCAUGCGUGUAAGCUAAAUUGAAUCACGAAACGCUUGUGAGAGACAUUUGACGGACAAUCAAAGUCGAAUUAGCUUGUUGUGGUUUUUUGAGACAAA